This is a messenger RNA of Phytophthora nicotianae INRA-310, 1049 nucleotides long. RefSeq lists its product as hypothetical. Gene Ontology annotation, biological process: carbohydrate metabolic process. The coding region runs from base 46 to 948 and encodes 300 amino acids. Gene Ontology annotation, molecular function: isomerase activity; carbohydrate binding. The record is from RefSeq and is a predicted model, not a curated record. The transcript has a single exon. Lineage: Eukaryota; Oomycota; Peronosporomycetes; Peronosporales; Peronosporaceae.
CUUUUCGCUACGUCAGCAUUCCCAGGGCUCCCUCCUAUACGAAGCAUGAACGCUGCCAAGAAGUCGGUCAUCGAGCUGCGCCACCCGUCGGGUUCGCGUGCAGAGGUGUAUCUGUACGGUGCGACAGUCACUUCUUUCUACGCGGCGCAGGAGCCCGAGCGUAAUGUGCUUUUCUUGUCGUCGAAGGCGCUGCUAGACGGCAGUAAGCCCAUCCGAGGUGGCAUCCCGCUCGUGUUCCCAGUCUUCGGCGCUGCCGAGGGAUUCCCCAACCACGGCUUCACACGUGUGAACAACUGGAAGUUGAGCCAGCUGGAUCAGACCGUGGGUGACGACAAUAGCCCCACAGUCGCCACCUUUGCGCUCGAUAUUUCCCCGGAGAUGAAGGCCAUGUAUCCGCACGACUUUGGUCUCGUGUACGAGGUUAAGCUCUUCGCUAAUGCGCUGGCUACGGCCAUCCACAUCCAGAACAAAUCGGAGGGCGAGAUCGCCUUCCAGGCGCUACUGCACACGUAUCUGUCGGCCGACAAUGUGCGUGACGGGGGUGUCGUGGUCGAGGGGCUCAAGGGCCUCAUGUAUCACGACAAGGUCGCGGGUCAGGAGAAGACCGAGGAGCGCGACGUGUUGACCUUGGACCAAGAGACGGACAGCGUCUACGCUAACGCACCCUCACCCGUCGUGGUGCGCAUGAAGCGCUCAGACGGCAAGGAGCAGAUUGUUACCAUUGAGAAGGAGGCUUUCAUCAAGAGCGGAGCCACACACACGGCUCAGCAAAGUGACGUGGUCGUGUGGAACCCGUGGAUCGACAAGGCCAAGGGCAUGAGCGAUUUCGGAGAUGACGAGUAUCCGAAUAUGCUCUGCGUCGAGCCUGGCCGCGUCAGCGAGCAGCAGAAGCUCCCGGCCGGACAGACGUUCACGCUGCAGCAGGCCAUCAAGCUGUCGGCGCUGUAGGUCGAUGAGAUGCGACGACAAAGUAGUAGCUGAAUUAUGGAGGCUAUUGAAGGCUAAAUGGAGUUGAAUGUCGUGAAAUACGCUGGAUAUCUUGUCUAUUU